Molecule: messenger RNA, 1209 nt
Organism: Helobdella robusta
Lineage: Eukaryota; Metazoa; Annelida; Clitellata; Rhynchobdellida; Glossiphoniidae
Exons: 8
Coding region: 173-946 (257 amino acids)
Molecular function (GO): lipid binding
Source: RefSeq, a predicted model, not a curated record
AAAAUUAAAGUGCUUCAGUUCUAUUUGGUUCUGUUUAGGCAGGAUAUUUCAACGUGAUUAGUGUUUGUGGUAGUUUAUAAAUCUUAGCAAUAUAGUUUGAUUAUAAAUCAUUCAUUUUUUAUGAAUAAAUUUUUGUAAACUGAGAUUAUUAAAAUUGAAAGUAGAAUUGAGAAUGGCAUUAAACUUUUUGCAACUGGCCUAUGACACAGUGAAAGACGAGUGGGACCUUCCUGAUAUCAAUUAUUUGAAGUCACUAGAUGGAUCAAACUCUUCACAACAGGUAUUGGAGGACGUGGCCAAAGAAGCAGCCAGAAAAAUGUUGGCCCACUUUGCAACCAUCGCAUCCAACAAACUUCUCGAGGUGCUCCUGCAAAAGUUGGAAACACUAACUCUGCCCGAUUGUAAAGGAAAGUCUCAGGCAGCAAUAACAGAAGUAGAUUACGAGGCAACAAAUGGCAGGGUAAGUAGAGCAUCCAGACCCCUCUCAACAGUUUCGGUGGACGGGGGAAACAUCACGUGGGCGGUCAACGAUAUUGGGGUUCAGAGUUUAGGGGAUUGGAAAUAUAAUUUGGCCGGAGGUCUGUUGAGUGAUCGAGGAACGUAUGAACUUUCAAUGAAUGGAAUGGCUUUCCAGUUUUCUGCAAAUAUUGUUAAAGUUCCAGGAGAAGCUUUCGACCUUCAACUUGGCGAUUGCAACUUUACCCGCGGUCAACCGGAUCUCCAGUUUGGUGGUAGUCCCGGUUGCAUGCUGCUGCAGUGCCUCUUCCAGGACUCAGUUAGGCAGGGACUCAGUGAGGCUAUCCCCCAGCAAGUUGUUGAUGGGGUGAAAGAAUUGGCUAUGCAGACCGCCCCUUUCUUGAGGGAGUUCCACGCCUACUGGCCCCUGGCCAUGGGGGUCAUACAAGUGACCUCUGAUCUCGUCAACAGUCUCACGAAAGGAUUUUGACCUUUUAUUUUCGAUUAUUUUAUUUUUCAAAUUGUUUAUAAUCAAUCUUUUUCCUAUCAGUAAUUUAUAUUUUCAUUUGAUUUUAAUUCAUGCGUUCUUGGCGUUGUUGCUUGCAUUGCUGUUGACAAUGUUAACCUAUCUUGUAUUUAUAAUGAAUCAAUUUUUCACGCAUAUAUGAAAAAACUAUUUUUAUUUAAUCUUUUUUACCGUUUCAGAAAUCUAAAUAAAGCUCGAGGUGUACCUACCGUACAAUUUAAAAAAUA